Molecule: messenger RNA, 594 nt
Organism: Coffea arabica (coffee)
Lineage: Eukaryota; Viridiplantae; Streptophyta; Magnoliopsida; Gentianales; Rubiaceae
Source: RefSeq, a predicted model, not a curated record
AUGGCAAUGCCAACCUAUGCAAUGUCAUGUUUCAAGCUUCCAGUGAAACUCUGCAAAGAUAUACACACUCUAAUGGCAAGAUUUUGGUGGGGAGAGGAUAAUGGAAAAAGGAAAGUGCAUUGGUGUUCAUGGAAAAGGAUGGCAACUGGAAAGCACAAUGGUGGCUUAGGAUUUAAUGACCUACAAGGCUUUAAUAAAGCUUUGUUGGGGAAACAAAUCUGGAGGCCCCUCACGUGCCCAAACCUGCUGAUGAGCAAGGUGAUCAAAGCCAAGUAUUAUCAGAAGGAGUCACCUUUAAGUUGUGAAGCAAAAGGCAAUUCCUCCUGGAUAUGGAAAAGCAUGAUGGGAGCAAGAGAGGAGGUAAGGAGAGGAACAAGGAAGAGAAUAGGUAAUGGCAAAGGUACCAGAAUUUGGGAGGAUGCCUGGAUCCAGGAGGGUAAAGAAGGCAAAGUUGAGUCCCCAAAACCCCCAGAUUGCAAGAUUAGCAAAGAGAUGGUGGAGUAUGUUAAUGGAAGCUCAGACGCGAAAGGAUGGAUGGGAACACAUAGCCUUAAUAACGGAAAUACUUUGGCAGAUUUGGAAAGCCAGGAAUGA